CGAGUUCCAAAAACCACUGUUCAUGGCCCCAAAUCCAAUGCCCUUUAUAAGAUUUAUAGCCUUUAGAUCAAUGAAAUCACUAAAGGUUUCAUCUUUCCUUGAAAUUUGUUUUCCUUUCCUCGAGAUUUUCUUCCACACGCAAAUUGGCCCUUUUGUCAGUUUCUUUUCUUCUCUGCGCAUGCUUCUCUCUCUUCCCCCCUCCCUUCUGAUAAGAACAAAAGCUGUAACAAUCUCUCUCGAGCCACUUUCACUGCCAGAUAAACCACUGUAAUCUGUAAAGUCUCAUUGUACUCAAAAGAUUACCCUCUCACCCUCUCUCUCUCUCUCUCUCUCUCUCUCUCUCCGUGUCAUUUCACCAAGCAAAGCAUCAUCUUUCUUCGUCUCGUUUCGCUUUUAACCUGAAUAUCUCCCUUUUUACCCGAUGAAACAAUUUGAUUGACGUGUAAAAGAUACAAAACUUUUUCCUUAUUGUUUCCUCCUCCACUGUUUGAUUCUUUUGCCAUUCACAGUUCAUCUUCUUCCACUGUACCUUUGUCCGUUUGCUGCUGCUACUUUUUACCCAUUUCCUGUAACUUUGAUUGCCGACGAUGCAUUUUUCCCUCUUCGCUCACAGAGAUUCCUCACGAGGGGAAUUACAGAGCCAAAUCAGAAAGUAGCAUUAUUUAGUUCUGCUGUCGGGAUUUCGAGGAAGGAGGAGGGGGUUCCUUUUGUUUUUGGUUCCCAUGGUUAUUUUACAUCUGGGAUAAUGGAAAUUUCAGAUUUUGGGUUUUGUUGAACAACAGAACCAUUGCUGGUUUUUGGGUGAAACGUCUAAACAAUUUUGAAUCUGGUGAUGGGUUUCUUUCUUAAUCUGAGAUUUUGAGGUGAUGGGUUCUUUUUCCUCUAAAAGACGAGAUUUUCUUACACAAUUCUUCAGAGUUUCGUUGAUUUUCCCUGGAAAGAUGAAAUUUGCGCCAAUGGGUCUGUGAGGGAAAGCUAAAAAGAGAAACUUUGUCUGUGCUUCACUGAAGUUUUUGUGUGCUUCGAUUCAUAGCGUCCACAUAAUGGCGGGGGAGGGAAUAAUGGAGACGGCGGAUAAAACGGCGCCGUCUGUGGCCAUAACGGAGAAAAGGGCAAAUCGGCUCGGAGGAUGCGUCGGCAUUUUCUUUCAGCUCUUCGAUUGGAACCGACGCUUUUCCAAAAAGAAGCUAUUUUCUCGGCAACCGCUUCUUCCUGGAAAGCAAGCUUCCAAGAGGUUUGGAGGGAACGAGAAGAUGUCCAAAUCCAAACAUGACUUGAUUGCUGAUGAGAACAGAGGAGGUUUCCCAAAGAGGAGUGAAGUUGAGAUGAGAUCUCCUGGUUUGAUGGCUCGGUUGAUGGGGCUUGAAUCCAUGCCAUCCAUUCACAGAGACAAACCCAAGAAGAAAAAGUCUUCAUUAUCACAGUUUGGUAAUAAAAUUUCUCAGGAAGAUGAGUUGCUUGUCGAGUGUAAUGUGUUUUGUAAUAGCAGUAGUAGUAGUAGGGAAGAAGCCUCGGGAUUUGAGAAAUCAAGGCCGUUGAAGAUUCAGAAGCAUGGAUCAGAGGCUUUGCAGAUUAAGAACGUAUUGACGCAAGUGAGGAAACAUCAUCAGAAUAGACAUCAUCAGUACCAGAUACUGGCUUCUCCGCCGGUUAGAACUCCGAGGCUCCAUCGCAAGAACUCUCGGUGGAUGAAUGCUGCAGCUAGAAUUCUUGAACCGGGAUUGCAAGCUAAGAAAAGCCCGAAAUGCGCUAUCGCUUAUCCGGGCUCUAGAAGUUGUGAAAAUAUCGGGAAAGAUCCAGUAGAAGCUGUCUCACCCGAUACAUUCGGGUUUCAGCACAGUUAUAACCUCACUUCUUGCAAAAACUGCGGUAGUUUCGUCGAUGUUCUGGGCUCGGGUGAGGUGAUUGAGGAAAAGGGACAAGUUUCCGAAUCUUCAUCCUCUUGUCUGAAAGAAAGAAACGUGGCUUGUGGAAAUCAAGAACCUUGUGUGUUUGCUGCUACUAAAGGUGUAAGGAGUGAUUGGAUAACUGAUGAUAAUAAAGUGGAGAGGAAGGCUUUGCGUGUAAACCAUCGCAAGAAUGAAACCGUGUCCUCGGGACUAAGAAACAAAAACAAUUUCCACAAUCAGCUGUUGCAGAGGGAAAGAUAUCCUCAAGAAGCUCGAGUGCAUCACAGUUCACAGAGCAAGAGAUCUUGUUCUUCACCUGAAAUUGCAGUCAACCACAAAGCCAAAGGCUUUUUACCGAGCAGGAACCGUCCAUGCUUUCCAAGAAAAACAGAAAACUCUGAGUUGAAUUUGCAGAGAAACCCUCAUAGCAGAAGAUUCGAGGAUUGUAGUAAGCCGGGGUUAAGCAGCUCAGCAAGCAGAAGAAGGAUAGUUUGUGUUAGUGAACAGGGCCAAGGCGGCACCUUUUCCUGUGGAUCAUCGAGAGAAUCGAAAUUUGGUUUGCCCGGUAAAGGUAAUAGCCGAAGCUGCAGAGAAGUGAAAGAGAGAAAAGGGCUGCAACUUGAUGCGGAUAUGGUCAGAUUGCUUCUUCAUCAAAAGCUGAAAGAACUGGCUUCUCAGCAAGAAGAUGAAACCGGGAGAGGAAGUGCUUCUCAGAGCAAACGAGCUUCUGUUAUUAUCCAAGAGUUGAUAUCUUCUUUAGCAUUGGAGCAGCCUUAUGCAGAAAAAGCUUAUCGGAGAGAAGGCAAAACAGAGGUGGGGAGUCCUCUCGGACAAGCUCACAACAACAGUGACUACACCAGUCCGGGAUCUGUUCUUGAUGCCUCUUUCUCCAACGAGAGUUGCUUUUCCAGUAGUUUGGGCGAUAACUCGGGACAGGUCAGACUGCCUCUUGAACCAACAGAACUAGAUAUGGAUAUUCUUGAAGAUUCUGCAACUUCAAUCAAGAAAUCAAUGACGAGCAACUUCCGCGCAAUCACAGAUCUUAUCAACCACGUCUCGCACCUUCUGCAUGGUCUAAGACACAUGGGUCUCAUACCAACACAGAGCAGAUUCAUCAAUGCAAGAGACGUUAUUAUCCAGACCGAACUAUUCUUUGGAACCCAAGAAGUCUUCCUCAUCUGUCCUAAACUCCUAGAUGAACUCAUGAUCCAAGCUGCCCAAUCCAAGAGUCUGGUUAAAGUCCCAGGUUUAACCGGCGGGUUCCUGGUGGAUGCCAUGAUCGAAUACUGUGAGUUAAGAUACUGCAGACACAUUUUCUCGGGUCUCAAGCAAUGGAGAAUGUUACACUUGCGUGUUGAUUCAAAUGGGUUGAUACGAGAAGUUCUUGAAGAGGCUACUAAGUGGACACAGAUGACCGGGAUGUAUCUGGAAGAGAUUAUCAGCAUAGAGAUGGAGAGAUGGCUAGAUUUUGAAACCUAUGUGUCUGAACUUGGAACAGAGAUUGCUUGGGAGAUACUUUGCUGUUUGGUCGGCGAGAUAACUGCAGAUCUCAGGAAACGCUUGCCGGAAAAUCAUCGGGAAUAGGACCGGUUUUCCAUGUUUUGAGAUUCUUUACCCUUCCUGAACCGAAAAUUUGUCAUCCGAGCCCACCAUUUGGUAAAUGUUAUUCUGAGAAUCAUAGAAUUCAAACUUAUAA
Messenger RNA from Tarenaya hassleriana, 3585 nucleotides. RefSeq lists its product as uncharacterized. The record is from RefSeq and is a predicted model, not a curated record. Bases 1044 to 3473 code for a protein of 809 amino acids. The transcript has 6 exons. NCBI's taxonomy places the organism in Eukaryota, Viridiplantae, Streptophyta, Magnoliopsida, Brassicales, Cleomaceae.